Messenger RNA from Monoraphidium neglectum, 735 nucleotides. RefSeq names its product glucose-6-phosphate isomerase. Gene Ontology annotation, biological process: glycolytic process; gluconeogenesis; glucose 6-phosphate metabolic process. The transcript has 7 exons. NCBI's taxonomy places the organism in Eukaryota, Viridiplantae, Chlorophyta, Chlorophyceae, Sphaeropleales, Selenastraceae. The annotation marks the transcript as partial. Gene Ontology annotation, molecular function: carbohydrate derivative binding; monosaccharide binding; glucose-6-phosphate isomerase activity. Gene Ontology annotation, cellular component: cytosol. The record is from RefSeq and is a predicted model, not a curated record.
AUGGACCUGGCUGAAGCUGCCAACCUGCGGGACAAGAUCAAGGCCAUGUACAGCGGCGAUCACAUCAACAGCACCGAGGACCGCGCAGUGCUGCACGUCGCAACGCGCGCGCGCCGCGACCAGGUGAUCAAGUGUGACGGGAAGGACGUGGUGCCUGACGUCUGGGAGGUGCUGGACAAGAUCAAGACGUUCUCGGAGAAGGUCCGCAACGGCGAGUGGCUGGGCGUCACCGGCAAGCCCAUCACCAAGGUGGUGGCCGUCGGCAUCGGCGGCAGCUUCCUGGGGCCCCUCUUUGUGCACACCGCCCUCAGGACCGAGCCGCGCGCCAUGAGCUUCAGCAAGGGCCGCUCCCUGCGGUUCCUGGCAAACGUCGACCCGAUCGACGUGGCGCGGGCGCUGCAGGGCCUGGACCCCGAGGAGACCAUGGUGGUGAUCAUCUCAAAGACCUUCACCACUGCGGAGACCAUGCUCAACGCGCGCACAUGCAGGGCCUGGCUCACCGCGCAGCUGGGCAAGGAGGCCGUGGCCAAGCACAUGGUGGCGGUGUCCACAAACCUCAAGCUGGUCAAGGAGUUCGGCAUCGACCCAGAGAACGCCUUCGGCUUCUGGGACUGGGUGGGCGGCCGCUACAGCGUGUGCAGUGCGGUGGGCAUGCUGCCCCUGACGCUGCAGUACGGGUGGGACAUCAUGGGCCAGUUCCUCAACGGCGCCAACGCCAUGGACGACCACUUCCUG